Messenger RNA from Spodoptera litura, 1251 nucleotides. RefSeq names its product alpha-tocopherol transfer protein-like. Gene Ontology annotation, cellular component: membrane. Gene Ontology annotation, molecular function: phosphatidylinositol bisphosphate binding. NCBI's taxonomy places the organism in Eukaryota, Metazoa, Arthropoda, Insecta, Lepidoptera, Noctuidae. The record is from RefSeq and is a predicted model, not a curated record.
UUCUUUAGUUGAGAGUUUAAAAUGCUCAGUGUAUGGCAACAGGCUACCUCUGCUCCCAUUACAUAACAUACAUGGAAUGUACCUAUAUGAAGACGCCAGCAGUAUGGGUUCAAGUGAAAAUCCUUUGCUGAAUACCACUCCAGAAAUGAUAAAUGAUGUCAGGAAGCUCUAUGGUCUAGAUGACCCGAAAAGGUUGGAUGAGACCAUCAAGAUUUUAGAAGAUUGGGUGCAGAAGCAGCCUCAUAUCAUCAAGAAGGAUUUCAGUAAGCGGUUUUUUGAGACAGCGAUUGUAACAUGCAAAGGGUCAAUGGAAAGGGCGAAGAGACAAAUAGAUAUGUUGUGCACAAUGAAGACUAUGGUACCAAGAUUUUUUUCAAGAUACAACGUGAAAGUUGAGCUACAGGCAAUUUUGCAAAAAGUAUGGGUAAUUCCUCUCCCCCACAUGUCAGAUGAUUACUACAGAUUAGUUUUGAUCAAAACUUUCAAUAACGACCUGACGCCAGAGGAAAUAUUACAGUUCUUUCAAUAUAUUUUAAUUCUUGCUGAUUACAUUCGUAAUAACGACUACAUCCAUGGAUAUAUAUUAGUAAUUGAUUAUCGCGACGUAAACUUGUUCAACCUUAUCACACGACUGACAAGCCCGGAUGUUCAACCAUUUCUCAAUAUUUUAAUUAAAGGAUACGGUGGAAGAAUAAAGAACUUGCACUUUAUAACAGAUUCCAAGGCUAUAGAAGUUCUUGUAUCUACUGUUAAGCAGCUUCUUAGUGAAAAGAUUGGCAACAGAAUUCAAGUGCACAAGACUCUAGAAGAUUUAUAUGAAAUAGUGCCCAGAGAUCUUCUGCCAGAAGAGUACGGAGGCAAAGAAAAAUCUUUUUAUAAAAUGCAAGCUGAAUGGGUGGAUGAACUGUCCUCUGAUAAACACGUAGAGCAUUUGAAAAUGAUGUACAAAGCCGCCACGGAUGAAUCCAAACGACACACGGAAAAGUUCAAUGAAGAAUAUAUGGGCAUGCCCGGGUCUUUCAGGAAUUUAACAGUUGACUAAACUAAUAGUGAAUGUUACCUUUAUAUGAGAUAAAAAUGUAUUUUUGUCAAGAAGUGAGUUACACUUACACUUGUCCGUUGCGUCGCGUCGUAUCAACGGAACAAUAUCUUGAGGCGGGUCCAGACAUGUAUCAUUUGUCGCGGAGAACCUAACGGGCAACCGGGGCUCCGACUCGACAUGCAGGAGAAGGAACGGGGUGGUUUUUAGUC